This is a messenger RNA of Camelina sativa (false flax), 2199 nucleotides long. Lineage: Eukaryota; Viridiplantae; Streptophyta; Magnoliopsida; Brassicales; Brassicaceae. The record is from RefSeq and is a predicted model, not a curated record.
AUGAAGCAUGUGAUUCUCGUUUGUGGUAAUUGGAUCUUUGACAACAACAAAUGGUUGUUUGUUGUUGAUAAUGAAAGGGGUUCACGAAUUCUACAAUGUAACGAUCAAAGCAGAUUUGAUGAUUGCAUUGAAAUGGUAUAUGAGGAUUACAGGCUGGAUAACAAGGUAUUUGAUGUUGUCUUGAGUUACAAGAUCUCGAAGAGGUUAUUGCAGGAUUUACCCAGUGAUACACCACCAGUUAUUAUCGAUAAUUCUCGUCAGUUGCACACUUUUCUGGGACAAUUGGAAAGGGUUACAGGUCGACUUUGUGUUGAAGUGAAGAAGAAAAUACAGACUGAUUUGAAUCACAAAGAUUCUGAUGAUGAGAAUUUUACCAUGUAUGGAAUUCCACCAGAAGAAGAGGAUCAACAAUUGCCAAUGAAGAACAGGAGUUCAUCUUUUUAUAUUGAAGAAAAUAAGGAACCUGUUGAUGUCUCAAAGGUAGACUUGUCUUCUGUGAAUUUGGCUGUUGGGCAAAUGUAUGAUACAAAGGAGCACUUAGAAACACGGUUGAAGAUACUAACCUUGGUACAAAGGUUUGAUUAUUUUGUUUACAAAUCGAGACCAACACUAUUGAUUGUCAAGUGUUGGGUUAAAGGAUGCAAGUGGAGGGUAAGAGCUGCAACAAUAAAUCACUUUCCAAAGUUUGAGGUCCGUGUGUUUAUUUCAGCACAUACAUGUUCUGUAACAGAGCGCUCUACACGUGCCCGACAAGCAGAUCAUCAUAUUCUAGGAGAGUUGUACAAAGAUUUUGUUGGUGGAGUUGGUCCCAAGGUACUGCCAAUGCAUGUUGCUGAAGCGUUAAAUAAACGCUUUCAAAUCAAGAUGGAUUAUUGGAAAGCAUAUCGAACGUUAAGGCAUGCUCGCGAGUUGGUCAGGGGUAGUCCAGAGAGUGGUUAUGAGCAGCUUCCUACAUAUUUGUAUAUGAUAAAAAGGGCAAAUCCUGGAACUUUUACACAGCUUGAUGUUGAUGAAGCUCAAAGAUUUAAGUACUGUUUUCUAGCAUUUGGUGCAAGCAUACAGGGAUUUCCGUUUUUGAGGAAAGUGGUUGUUGUGGAUGGUACUUUUUUACAGGGAAAAUACUUAGGGACACUACUGACAGCAACAGCUCAAGAUGGCAAUUUUCAGAUUUUUCCAAUUGCUUUCGCCGUGGUUGAUACAGAGAAUGAUGAAUCAUGGGAAUGGUUUUUCAAGCAACUCAGCUGUGUGAUACCUGAUGAUGAAAGUCUUUCCAUUAUUUCUGAUAGGCACAAAUCAAUUGGGAAAGCUAUUAAAAAGGUUUAUCCGAAGUCUAGUAGGGGAAUAUGCACAUACCAUAUGUACAAGAAUAUUUUGGUUCGGUUUAAAGGUCGAGCAGAAUUUGCUUUGGUUAAAAAGGCGGCAAAUGCUUUUAGACUUAUCGACUUUCAAACCACAUUUGAUCAGAUAGAAGCCAUGAAUCCAGCACUACAUGAGUACCUCGUAAGGGCUGAUGUGCGUAUGUGGACUCGUGUACAUUUCCCAGGUGAUAGGUACAACUUGCUUACAAGCAACAUUGCAGAAUCAAUGAAUAAGGUCAUGUCACAUGCUAGGAGCUUUCCUAUUGUACAACUAUUGGAAGAAAUAAGGUCCAUGAUGACUAGGUGGUUUUCAGAUAGAAGGACUGAUGCAUUGAAGAUGACAACAGACUUGACUCGUGGUGUAGAGAAAAUUCUCCAGGGCAGUGUGGAAUAUGCUAAGUUACUUACUGUCCAAGAUAUCGAUGCACACCAAGUACAAGUAACAAGUGGAACAUCUCUGCAUGUUGUCAAUUUGAAAGAUAAAAAGUGUACGUGUCGCAGGUUUGACUUGGAGAAACUCCCUUGUGCACAUGCAAUUGCGGCCGGUGAAUUCAGAAACAUUUCUCGCAUUUCAAUGAGUCAUCCUUAUUAUCGGAAACACUACGUUUACACUUCCUACGAGAAUGCCAUCAUGCCAAGGGAGCUUGAUAAAUCUGUUCCUGGACAUGUGAUAACGAAGGUAUGUAGACCACCGAUUCCAAAACAACAACCAGGUAGACCAAAGAAUUCAAGAAUCAAAUCAGCAUUGGAAAUUGCAAUGGAAAAGAAGAAGCCAAGAAAACAAUACACAUGUGGUAAUUGCAACCAAGUAGGACAUAAUCGCAAGACAUGUACUCUAUAA